Molecule: messenger RNA, 909 nt
Organism: Trichoderma harzianum CBS 226.95
Lineage: Eukaryota; Fungi; Ascomycota; Sordariomycetes; Hypocreales; Hypocreaceae
Exons: 2
Coding region: 1-474 (157 amino acids)
Source: RefSeq, a predicted model, not a curated record
AUGUCUCAGAAACGUUGUGUGAGCGAUCAACAGCCUGCACUAGGCCAAUAUGCCUCAACUGGAGCUUGCAGUGCUUUCGGCAAACUAGCUCACCCCGAUGAAGAUUGGACAAAGCUUUCGGACCUGGCUGCCCGUUGGAGAGUCCAGAAUCGAAUCGCUCAAAGAAAUUAUCGUAACAAAAUGAAACAUAAAAAGAAGAGCCUCGAUGGCAGUGGCACCUCGUAUUCAGCAGAAAGCGCUCGAAAUAAUUUCUCUUGCGACAGUAAAGACAAGGUUGAUCUGCCUUUGACACAGGAGAUCAAUGAUAGGGCCACUUUUCAUCAUAUUACUAUGCAAUCGCAGGUACUUACGUAUCAAGCAUGCACUGCGCGAUCAUCAAAUGGGAUGUCCUUAGUUCCGCCCCUUGCUCCAGUGGUAACAAAUGCUUAUUCCAUUUGUAAGACCGAUCAUGUGUCAAAUAUCCAGCAAGGCUGAUGAAGAGGCUGCAAUUCUGCAGCGCAAACAUUUUUUACACAUUAAGUCGUUAAGAAAGAAAAUUACAGGCUAUUCAGGAGGAAAUCUCCUCCUACCCACUUCUUACGCUUCUUACUACCCUUGGUCUCGAUCAUAUUUUGGAAUCAGCAUACAAAUACGACACUGCGUAUGCUCCUGGGAACUAUUACAACAGCGAUACUCCCCACAGAGUUUGGUUAACUUGUGAUAUCUCUCACAAAGACGUUUAGCGGCUGCGUUGAUUGCCAUCUAUGCUUCGAUCAAUGAUCACACCUUCAUAUGAUCACCGAUAUUGUUACUAGUAGUAGCUAAAAUCUCACUUAACAUAUCCUGGGCUUUAUUCGCAGCGUCAGUCGCCAUGCCGUAUCCAGCCUGAAAUCCCGUACCAUCUGCCCCAUAGUUGUGGAUGAGAACACG